Messenger RNA from Ilex paraguariensis (yerba mate), 1146 nucleotides. Lineage: Eukaryota; Viridiplantae; Streptophyta; Magnoliopsida; Aquifoliales; Aquifoliaceae. The record is from the annotation of a GenBank genome assembly.
AUGGAGAAUUCAAACAUCGUGUCAUACGAGACCCUAGAUAGCUUGGCGAAAUGGUUGGGCAUGAACGUGGCCUCUGCAAUCUUCGCUUCACUCGAACGUUUCUCGUGCGUCAACAUUACUACAAUGAAGUCUUCAGGUAAGUUGGCACUAAAGGAACUGAAGCAUUGGAUGGUGCCACAAAAAGUUAAAACCCCAAUUACUACUUUUCCAUCAUCAGCAGAAAUAGUUUCAGAACCCUUGGGUGUGGUAUUGGUCAUAUCAGCAUGGAACUAUCCUUUCGGUACAUCCAAAACUUGGUUUCAACUGUAUAAUAAUGUUAUAGUUGAUGUGUUAUCUCUUGAUCCAGUUAUUAGAGCUAUUGCAGCUGGUAAUGCUGUGGUUUUGAAGCCAUCAGAAGUUGCCCCAGCCACAUCCUCACCGCUUUUGAAAUUUUUAGGGGAAUAUAUGGACAGCUCUGCAGUAAAAGUUGUUGAGGGUGCUAUACCUGAAACAUCUGCGCUAUUGGGGCAAAAGUGGGAUAAAAUAUUUUACACAGCGGCUGCUGCUGAAAAGCACCUUACACCUGUAGUUUUGGAGCUUGGAGGAAAAUCUCUUGUUGAUGUCGAUUCAGAUGUCAAUCUAAAGGUCGCAACAAGGCGAAUUAUUGUAGGCAAGUGGGGAUGCAACAACGGACAAGCCUGCAUUGCUCCUGUAUACAUCAUAACAACCAAAGAUUAUGCUCCAAAAUUGGAGAAAUUCUACAGGAUGGAUCUGCUGAAAUCAGAAGAUUUGGCUCGCAUUGUGAAUUCCAACCACUUUGCUCACUUCAAAAAGCUAUUGGAUAAUGAUAAGGUUGACAAAGUGGAAGCUAGUUUUGGGAUGAUUAACUCCAUAGAGAAGCCACUUGCAGCAUACUUAUUUUCCAACGACAAGAAGCUCAAGGAGGAGUUUGUAAAAAAAGUCUCUGCUGGGGGUUUGGCUGUCGAUGAUAAUUCUCUACAUGUAAGCAUUCUUCCUUGCGCCCACAAGAAGGCCGUUUUGGACCCUAGUUUUGCUUGUGAUGCACCGGCAAGAUACCCUCCAUACACACCUGCCAAGCUAAGAUUUCUUAAGGUUCUUUUGAACGGCGACAUACUUGACAUUAUUAGAGCUUUGUUUGGGUGGUAA